This is a messenger RNA of Mesorhabditis spiculigera, 354 nucleotides long. Lineage: Eukaryota; Metazoa; Nematoda; Chromadorea; Rhabditida; Rhabditidae. The record is from the annotation of a GenBank genome assembly.
AUGCACCACAGGUGCAGCGCCCCCGCUCCCCAGUCCGCUUGCCCUCCACCACCCCAACCGUCUUGCGGAUGUGGUGGCAGGAAAAAGCGCUCGCUCGACCUGCCCCACUUCACGGAACUAUCGGCCACCUCGGCUGACGAGCUUUGCAACAGUCCAAGGCUGAAGGCGCUUCUUCAAGAGAACAUGUCCGAUGACCUGAACACCGCCAAGACGUCGCUCGCCUCAGCUGCCGAGGGGUUGAACGAGAAAUUCGUCAUCGUCUGCUCGGCUGCGCCCGUCUCCUUCGCCACCGCUCAGCAGAUGGAAUUCUGCAGCGCGCGUCGCGGUGACGUCUUCUGUGACAUCUUCUCCGAC